Molecule: messenger RNA, 2016 nt
Organism: Lichtheimia ornata
Lineage: Eukaryota; Fungi; Mucoromycota; Mucoromycetes; Mucorales; Lichtheimiaceae
Exons: 2
Coding region: 1-2016 (671 amino acids)
Molecular function (GO): protein binding
Source: RefSeq, a predicted model, not a curated record
AUGCCAGCACAAUCGUGGGAGGAUCUCGUUAGCACUUUGGAAUCUGCUCAACGUUCAGGAUCGCACGCACCUGUAAUACGCCAUGCUACUUCAACCUACGACCAUUUGCUUGCGAAGCUUGUGAAGAUACUGGAGAUUCGAGUGCGUUCCUUUGUCGAGAUAGGAGAGUUUGAGAAGGCACAAGAAGACGCAACGAAGAUCCAGCAAUGGAAACCAGAGUCAGUGGAUGGAUAUCUUUUAUCGGGCAACAUUUACGCACAAUAUGGCUAUCACCGCAAGGCCAUGGAUGUAUACAACAAGGGGCUAGCUUCCGUAUCAACAUCCAAUCCAGAUUAUCAGCGGCUUGUUCAAACAAAGUCUGCAUCGGUAGAGCAAAGCGACAAAACUAUCGACUUUAUCAAACGGCUCCCGCUCGAACCUGUCGCCAACAUUUUAAGGAUGGUCGUGAAUGAUGAGCCUUUCGAUUGUGCCAACACACCUCUUUUGCAUGUAUCAAAGACAUGGAAUGAAAAGAUUCUUCAGCUAGUCCCAUUGCAUUUCAGAAUCACCGACGCGAGCUGUCUUGACGAUGGAAAUGAUUUGAUCACUUAUGAGUCCAAUGUCCAAUCACUGGAUUUUCUGUACAGCGUCAUGUAUUACAAGCGGUUGUUCAAGAAAGCAACCUUUUCUAAUCUUAAGCGUUUAUAUCUCGAAGAUCUCGGCCCACAGUUGAAAAAUGUAUUAGCCAAAUUGGUCCGCUACUAUGGUAGAAAACUCGAGCAAUUGGUUAUCGAAGCUGCUGUGUCAAGGAGGGGUGACUCUAUUUUGGAUUUGGAUUGCAUCAGAGUAGCGUGUCCCAAAUUGAUAUCGUUCACUUGUCGGGGCGCAGCCAAGAUGGAUAUUGCAUUUGAGAACAAGAACCAGUGGUCAUCGUUACGAUCAUUGGCGAUUCACGUGGAGCUUACCAAUUCAUCACAAAGCAUCAUCGAUAUGUUUGAACGAUUGCCCUAUAUCGAGGAUCUUUCAUUAUCUUCAUUCGUAUCAUCCCGCACUUUGGUUGAGACGGUGCCUUGGUGUCCUUACUUGCGUUAUUUGGCACUGGGUCCAGAGACCAUCUUACCAACAACCUACGUGGAUCGAAGCAAAGUGGGUCUUCAAGUACUCGAUUUGUCCAUCACAGAAACAUCUCAUGUGCUUGAGUUGUACAGUACCAAGGAUAUUGCAUCGAUUUUACAUGCGCAUGCCAGCACACUUGUAGCAUGCCGGUUGCAUUUGCUUGAUCUUCGUCCCCAGCCAGAGGGUUUACAAUUGGAUGCGGAUAUCUGUUUUGAGCGGCUGGUACGAUUCGAUUCUAUACCCAUGGAAAGUCCCCAUCAUAUCGCUAUCACGGAUUGGAUCAUUACUCGAGCACCCAAUCUCCAAGAGGUUCACCUGGAUCCAAGUGCCAUCAAUGAAAACAUUAUUCAAGCCUUGAUUCAUCGCCAACGACUCCAUACGCUCAAUGUGCGGGUGAAUCCUGAUCACGUGCCCCUUUUACAAACUUUGGCUGCCCAUCAUCGAGACUUGGGUGCUCAAUCAUCAUCCUUGACCACACUCGAGCUUUGCAUUACUGAAUCCUGGGAAGAGAUCGUGGAUGAUUUGCUUUCAAUCUCUCAAUUGCCUUGCAUCAAGACUCUCAAGCUGAAUAUUUCUGGUGUUUCAGAUCGCACAUUGGCUCGUUUUAUCAACGCAUUCGCAACCACAUCACCGCAAUUAGAAUGCUUCAAGUUAAUCUCCAGUGAUCCUAAUUGGGUAUUUUACGAAACGUUGGCCGAAUUAUCCCAGUUCCCGAACCUCAGACACUUGAUGCUCGAAGGUUACAACUUUAAGGAUGGUAUCAGGUCUUCACUGCAAUGUCGUCACUUGCAAACGAUAGAGCUUUGUACUCAUGAUGCUCCAUCCAUGCGUGUGGCUUCAUCAUUGAAAGAUGUGUUCCCAUUCUUAAAGGUGUCACCUAGACGACAAUCAAUUGUGGAGGAAACCGAGGUACAAGGAUAA